This is a messenger RNA of Aphanomyces astaci, 1005 nucleotides long. RefSeq lists its product as hypothetical. The transcript has a single exon. Bases 1 to 1005 code for a protein of 334 amino acids. Lineage: Eukaryota; Oomycota; Saprolegniomycetes; Saprolegniales; Verrucalvaceae. The record is from RefSeq and is a predicted model, not a curated record.
AUGCAAUGGGUACUCGGGAUUGCCGCCACAGUCCUCUGCGCCUUUGUCAGCGCCAUAUUCAUCCGUCGCCACAUCACGCAUGUGAUCAACCCAUUGGCCCAAACCAUUUCGAUGCGUUGUGCCAUUGCGUUGGGACUCUCCAGUGUACUCUUCUUGGCCAAAAUGGCGCUCGACACAAACGUGUCACUGCAAUUUCAGGCGCUUCAAGUUGCAGUCGAAGCCACCGCCGCCUCCGUCGACUCGAUCGUCCUCGUCUCCGCCUACUUUCUCGUGAUCGUACAGUUGGGGGGUACCGAAAGAGCCAUCGACGUCUUGGCCAAGCACCCCCCCCAGCACUACACCCUCCCCCCCACGCCAGCGUUUGACUCGCCCCGUGACGACGACGCGUCGACGCAAGACUAUGACCAAGUUCGUCACGCCCGAGCCACGUACGUGGCCAUCCGCCGGGUCGUUCUAUGGUUUGCGUUCGUGCAUCCGACGUUGGUCACUUUGGGGGCGAUCCAUGGCGUGGCAGUUCGUAAUGACAGCAGCGACAACAACAACCCAACGGACACUGCAAUUCGCGUCGUCUUGGCGCUGUGCAACUUGGGAGCGACUGUGCUUGCGGUACUGACUUGGGUGAAACUGGUCAAGGCAUUCGAUGCCGACAUUGCCCCCAAGUUCAAACUCAAAGGCAAAGGAGUGAUUGUCCUUGGGUACCUCCUCCUGCGAUGCGGUCAGUGGGGCGUGUACGAGGCAUGCGUACCCCCCGUUCACCGUCACCAAUAUGGUUGGUUCUGGACGCUAUGUUUGAUUCAACUGGCGAUCCUCACGGUGGGGUUCUCGCGCGUCUUCGCACCGUCCACGUUCCACGCCAUGAGCCAUGGCCGCCCGGCCCUCGGGCGAGUGUGGGAUGUGUUUCAGCAUCCAGUGCCACCGUGUCGCACAUUGCACGACACGCUGGCCACAGAAUUCGCCGGCGGGGCGAGUACGAAACAAAUACACGAAUCCAGUGUCGAGUACUAG